UCUCGACGCCCGAUACCUCCUAUCUUACGACCUUUCUCUUCUCUUCAUCCCUUUUAACGAUCCCCGCACAAAAUGUCGUCCUCCAAGGCUAUCGGCAUUGACCUGGGCACGACCUAUUCAUGUGUCGGUGUCUGGCAAAACGACCGUGUCGAAAUCAUUGCCAACGACCAGGGCAACCGCACUACACCCUCAUAUGUCUCCUUCUCCGACAAUGAGCGGUUGAUCGGUGACGCCGCAAAGAAUCAGGUCGCGAUGAACCCCCACAACACCGUCUUCGACGCAAAGCGUCUUAUCGGUCGCAAAUUUGAUGACGCUGAGGUCCAGGCCGACAUGAAGCACUUCCCCUUCAAGGUCAUCAACAAGGGCGGCAAGCCAUACGUUGAGGUCGAAUAUCGCGGUGAGAGCAAGCAGUUCUCCCCCGAGGAGAUUUCCUCCAUGGUGCUCUUCAAGAUGAAGGAAACCGCCGAGGCGUACCUUGGCUCGACCAUCAACAACGCCGUCGUCACUGUCCCUGCCUAUUUCAACGACUCGCAGCGUCAGGCGACCAAGGACGCGGGUUCUAUCUCUGGUCUCAACGUCCUCCGUAUCAUCAAUGAGCCUACUGCGGCCGCCAUCGCUUACGGUCUCGACAAGAAGACGACGGGCGAGCGCAACGUUCUCAUCUUUGACCUUGGUGGAGGAACCUUUGAUGUCUCGCUUCUGACCAUCGAGGAGGGUAUCUUCGAGGUCAAGGCCACCGCUGGUGACACCCAUCUUGGUGGUGAGGACUUCGACAACCGUCUCGUAAACCACUUCGUUCAGGAGUUCAAGCGCAAGCACAAGAAGGAUCUCUCCCCUAACGCCCGUGCACUUCGUCGUCUCCGUACCGCUUGCGAGCGCGCCAAGCGUACCCUCUCCUCUGCGACCCAGACCUCUAUUGAGAUCGACUCGCUCUACGAAGGUGUCGACUUUUACACUUCGCUCACUCGUGCUCGUUUCGAGGAGCUCUGCCAGGACCUCUUCCGCUCGACUCUCGAACCCGUCGAGAAGGUCCUACGUGACUCGAAGAUCGACAAAGGCAACGUCCACGAGAUUGUCCUCGUCGGUGGCUCGACUCGUAUCCCCCGUAUCCAGAAGCUCGUCUCCGAUUUCUUCAACGGCAAGGAGCCCAACAAGUCCAUCAACCCUGACGAGGCCGUCGCCUACGGUGCUGCCGUCCAGGCCGCAAUCCUUUCAGGUGACACCUCUGAGAAGACUCAGGAUCUGCUCCUCCUCGAUGUCUCUCCUCUGUCGCUCGGUAUUGAGACCGCUGGUGGUGUCAUGACUGCUCUUAUCAAGCGUAACACCACUGUUCCGACCAAGAAGUCCGAGACCUUCUCGACCUACGCCGACAACCAGCCUGGUGUACUCAUCCAAGUCUACGAGGGUGAACGAGCGCGCACUAAGGACAACAACCUCCUCGGCAAGUUCGAGCUCUCCGGCAUUCCGCCAGCGCCCCGUGGUGUCCCUCAGAUUGAGGUCACCUUCGAUAUCGAUGCCAACGGUAUUCUCAAUGUCUCUGCGUCUGAUAAGACGACCGGCAAGUCGAACCGCAUUACUAUCACCAACGACAAGGGCCGUCUCUCGAAAGAGGAGAUCGAGCGCAUGGUCGCCGAGGCCGAAAAGUACAAGGCUGAGGACGAGGCUGCGGCUGCCCGCAUCACUGCAAAAAACGGCCUCGAGUCGUACUCGUACAACCUCCGCAACACCUUGACCGAUCCGGCAACGGCCGAGAAGUUCCCCGCGGAAGACAAGGCCAAACUCCAGGCUGCUGUCGACGAGACCAUUCAGUGGCUCGACAGCUCACAAGAGGCCUCGAAAGAGGAGUACGAGGAGAAGCAGAAGGAGCUCGAGGGUGUUGCCAGCCCGAUCAUGCAGAAGUUCUACGGCGCUGCGGGUGGUGCGCCUGGCGGCGGCUUCCCUGGCGGUGCUCCCGGAGGCUUCCCCGGCGGCGCUCCUGGCGGUGCCUCAGAGGAGGGUCCGUCCGUCGAAGAAGUCGACUAAACACCUUUUUGUAAGGACAUUGUCGGAUAAUCUCUUCUCUGCUUGCUAUUGCUUUCGAUGUCUGUGGCAAAAUUAAGUAAUACAUCAUGUAUUGUACUAUAGCAUAUUAGAGCGGCCUCUUUUCUCUAUC
This is a messenger RNA of Phanerochaete carnosa HHB-10118-sp, 2152 nucleotides long. RefSeq lists its product as uncharacterized. The transcript is spliced from 5 exons. Bases 73 to 2022 code for a protein of 649 amino acids. Gene Ontology annotation, molecular function: ATP hydrolysis activity; ATP-dependent protein folding chaperone; ATP binding. NCBI's taxonomy places the organism in Eukaryota, Fungi, Basidiomycota, Agaricomycetes, Polyporales, Phanerochaetaceae. Gene Ontology annotation, biological process: cellular response to unfolded protein; vesicle-mediated transport; protein refolding. Gene Ontology annotation, cellular component: cytoplasm; plasma membrane; cytosol. The record is from RefSeq and is a predicted model, not a curated record.